AUGGAUUUCGCCAAAAAGCCCCAGUCCUUCCUCGCCCAGCGCAUCGAUGAGAAGAAUCGCAUGAAGGACAGCGUGACGGGUCAUCGCACCGGUCUCACCGAGCGCCUGCUGAAGCUUUUCGCUCCCCGGCCACCUCUGGAGUCAGUGCCGGUGCCACCCCCCAAGCCCAAGGCCGUCCCGCUCUCCGGCAUCGCCCAGUACAUGGACAAGUUUGCCGGGCCCGGCGAUCCCGAGUACCACGGCGCCCAGGAGAUAAAGGAAGAGACCCGCUUGUUCCGCAGCCCUGAGCUCCAGUAUCAGGCCAGGAUCGAUGUGGAGACGCUGCCUGAGCGGGACAUCCGGCUGGCUGCGGAGGCCCAGGCAGCCGCCGCCGCGGCGAUCCGGGAGGGCCUGGAAACAUGGGACCCGACCAAGGACCCCAACGUGCAGGGCGACCCCUUCAAAACGCUGUUCGUGGGGCGGCUGUCCUACGACACCUCGGAGCGGAAGCUGCGCCGCGAGCUGGAGGAGUUUGGGCCCAUCCGCCGCAUCCGCAUCGUGCACGACCGCAACACGGGCAAGCCGCGUGGCUACGCCUUUGUCGAGUUCGAGCACAAGAACGACAUGAAGCAGGCGUACAAGCUGGCUGAGGGGCGCAAGGUGGAGGACCGCCGCAUCCUCGUGGACGUGGAGCGGGGCCGCGCCGUCACCGGGUGGCUGUCACGUCGGUUUGGGGGAGGAAAAGGCGGGGAGAGCAGAGCACCUCGCCUGCCCAAGGACCCGCGCAGGCUGAUGGUGCGGCGCAUGAUCGAGCGCUACCUGCAAGAGAGGCGAGAGGCGGGGAUUUAUUUGGAACGGGCCAAGGAACCACCUCCAGCCUCCCCCGAGAGGGGCGGCGCCGAGACUAGGACCGCAGAGGCGGCCCCUCGCUCGGCCUCCCGAGGGCGGGAGGAGUCUGGACCCCGGGCACCGGCCCACGAUCGCCUGCCGCGUGAGGUCUCGCGCGACAGGCGGUCCCGCUCCGCGGACCGGGGCCGGGGGCUCGGCCGCAGCUCGUCGCCCCCCACGCGACCCAGGGAGCGCAGCGCUGACCUGGCAUCCGGGGACGACUCGGAGCGGGAGGCGGGCGAGAUUGCUGACGCGCCCAACGACUUUGGCCGGGAGCGGAGCCGGGAUCGCAGCAGGAAUGGGCAUGGGGAUGGGGAGCGACACAGUGACCGGAAGGGCGGCACCUUCAGGUCGGUGAAGACCGUGCCCAUGGGCAGCAAGGGACUGACACUGAAGCAGCAUAUCGAGCACACCCUCGGCACUGGGACCAUCGAGGAGGCAGUGCGCCUGCCACCAGGUGAGGACAUCAAUGAAUGGCUGGCGGUGAAUACGGUGUUUUUCUACAACGCGCUCAAUGUGCUCUACCAGGUGCUGGAUGAGACGCUCUGCACAGCCCAGCGCUGCCCCACCAUGUCUGCUGGGCCGCAGUAUGAGUACCUCUGGGCAGACGGUGUCCGUGUCAAGCACCCUGUCAAGCUGUCGGCGCCCGCCUAUGUCAACACCCUGUUUGACUGGGUGGAGGAACAGCUGGACAAUCCUGCUGUGUUCCCGCAGCGAUACGGUGCAGCAUUCCCCCGCGACUUCCUGAACACUGUGAAGACAAUCCUAAAACGACUGUUCCGAGUGUAUGCCCACAUAUAUCACUCCCACUUCAAGUACGCGGUGGCUUGGUACACAGGGAAAGGGCAGAUCGUGAGGCUAGAGCUAGAACCCCACCUACACACCUGCUUCAAACACUUUGUGCUGUUCACCAAGGUACUCGGCAAUCGCCUCAUCGACGACCGGGAACUGGCGCCCAUGAAGGAGCUCAUAGACAAGCUGACAAGGGGGGGGCCAUGA
Messenger RNA from Auxenochlorella protothecoides, 1866 nucleotides. RefSeq names its product MOB kinase activator-like 1. The record is from RefSeq and is a predicted model, not a curated record. Gene Ontology annotation, biological process: signal transduction; positive regulation of protein phosphorylation. NCBI's taxonomy places the organism in Eukaryota, Viridiplantae, Chlorophyta, Trebouxiophyceae, Chlorellales, Chlorellaceae. Bases 1 to 1866 code for a protein of 621 amino acids. The transcript has 13 exons. Gene Ontology annotation, cellular component: nucleus; cytoplasm. Gene Ontology annotation, molecular function: U1 snRNA binding; protein kinase activator activity.